AUAGGGAAGCAAGAAGAUAGAAGCACUGUCACUAGGAUCUCGUGGAGUCAUCAUAACGCCUGGUGAAGUUGCUAAUUUACGACACCUGAGGUUCUUGGAUGGGAAUGAGAUGUUCCUUGUUGGAGACUUCAAUAAUCUUCUCUCCAAUUUAAGAUGGCUUUCUUGGCGAUGGUGCCCUUUUGAGUUUGUGGCAACAAACUUUCAUUUGGUCAAUUUAAUCGUUCUUGACCUUUCACACAGCUAUGUAUCAGAGAAAUGGAUUGGCUGGAACCAAAUUAGAGUGGCAAGUAAACUAAAAGUACUAGAUCUCAGCAAUUGCAACAACUUAAUGAGAAUGCCCGAUUUAUCUAUGUUGGUGUCCUUGGAGAGAUUGAUUCUUGAAAGUUGUCACAAUUUAAUUGAGAUUGACCCUUCCAUUGGAAAAUUAAAGCUCCUCACUACUUUAAACUUGAAUGGAUGUCACGCUCUUGAAGGGUUGCCUUAUGAAAUAGGAUGUCUAGAUGCUUUGAAGGAGAUUCUCAUGCCUCGUUUGUCGUAUGCAUUCAAACUUCCAGAGACGAUUGGUAAUUUGAAGUCAUUGUUGACCCUUGAUGUAUCACAUAGCUGGAUCCGCAUGCUGCCAGACUCGAUUGGAGGGCUGGUGAAACUUAGGCAGUUGAAUUUAUUUAAGUGUUUAAAGAUAAAGGAACUUCCAGACUCGGUUGGGCAAUUACAAUCAUUAGUCGAGUUGGAUUUGUCAUCAACAAGUUUGGGACACCUACCUGAUUCAAUCGGCAAUCUAAAGCAAUUGACAGUACUUAGGAUGAAUGACAUAAUUGGGAUAACAAAAUUACCAAGAGCAAUUGGGCUGAUGGAGAAGCUUGAAGAGUUAGAAGCUAGUAGAUGUCACCACUUGACCGGCGAAAUCCCUGAAGAAAUUGGGAGGUUGUCUCGUUUAAGGAUCUUAGACUUGUCGUUCACAUGUAUAUCCGGAUUACCCACCACUAUGUGGUGCCUCUCUAAUCUCCAAUCACUUAAUCUGGAAUCAUGUUCUAAGCUUAAUGGGUUGCCGGAGCUUCCCCCAAGUUUGAGUUGUCUAAGGUGGGCCUUUGAUGCUCUCAAGUUCUGCGGAAAUAGGACAUAUAAGCUGGAAUGGGACUCUGCUUAUCACUCUAGCAUCUUAUUCCUAUAUGAGGUGGAAGAACUAGCAUUUGGCAAAACCCGGCAUUAUUUGCCUAAGCUCUCGUCUUCUAGUUUAAGAGAGUUCGAAGUUGGAAAUCUGUCGAGCUCUCCAUUUUGUGGGAGAAAGCAAAUAGAAUGCAUGUGA
Eucalyptus grandis is the source of this 1306-nucleotide messenger RNA. RefSeq names its product disease resistance protein RPV1-like. Bases 110 to 1306 code for a protein of 398 amino acids. The record is from RefSeq and is a predicted model, not a curated record. Gene Ontology annotation, molecular function: protein binding. NCBI's taxonomy places the organism in Eukaryota, Viridiplantae, Streptophyta, Magnoliopsida, Myrtales, Myrtaceae. The transcript has 3 exons.